Athene cunicularia (burrowing owl) is the source of this 5926-nucleotide messenger RNA. RefSeq names its product activin A receptor type 2A (gene ACVR2A). The coding region runs from base 1192 to 2757 and encodes 521 amino acids. Gene Ontology annotation, biological process: activin receptor signaling pathway; cellular response to growth factor stimulus; protein phosphorylation. The transcript is spliced from 12 exons. The record is from RefSeq and is a predicted model, not a curated record. Gene Ontology annotation, cellular component: plasma membrane; activin receptor complex. Lineage: Eukaryota; Metazoa; Chordata; Aves; Strigiformes; Strigidae. Gene Ontology annotation, molecular function: ATP binding; activin receptor activity; activin binding.
GGCUGAGCCAGCGCUGAGGGAUCUGGGGGAGUUGGGAGAGGAGUGUGCAUCAAGCAGAGGAGUCCCAAGCCUGCUUCGCGAGAGGAAGAAACCCAAACCCGCCGCCCGGCAAACCCAGUCCUCCCCGGUGCCCGCAGCCUAGCUCGCCUCCUCGCUUCCAAAGCAGCUGACUUCCCCGAGAAGCACGGCACUCAAGGAAGGAUUUGCCACAAAGAAUAUAUCACCCUCCUCCCCAGCGGCUGGAUACUGCAUUUAUUAUUUUUAUUUUUUUUUCUUUCCAGUCACUCUUCUGUGUUUAAAUACCAAAUAUAGCCUCUUGGGGGGAGGGGAUGGCAAUCUCUUAGAAGAAUUUGAAAUCUUGCUGGGGUUGCACGGCCCGGGAGAAGGACGGCGGAACCGGGGCGAGCAGGGGUGAUGAGCGGCUCUCGGUGACUGGCGGAAGGACUCGAGAUUUGCCACUUUUCGGGAAGCCCGAAGGUUGGUUUGUUACCAAACUGUUGUUUCUCCCCUUUUCUGGGUUACGCUACAUCCUUCAGCAUUAUUAAAGAAAACCGAAGCGUUGCCCACGUGUAGCUAGCUGGUGGCUUGAUUUUUUUUUUUUUUUAAGGUAGUUUUCAUCAACAAACUGACAAAUUUUCCUCCCUUCACCCGGAGGCUUUUGAGGUUUGAAACUGAAAUGGAGCUACUUUUCUCCCAAACACUACAUGUUGUAUGAGGGGAGCCAGGACGAAAACAUCGUGUUUACCGAUUUCGAAACGACUCCCCGACACGGCACCCACAGGGGAUGCUUCACGGAGCUUGAUGUGGAAAAGAGUUGGAGUGUGCUCAGAGACUUCGUCGUGUCCAGCAGCUUAAUUGUUGACUUUUUUUUUUUUUUUAAAGUGGAUUCGUAGCAUACUUUUAUGAAUUAAAUUUUGCCACCGUUUGUACAGAAGCCAAAUGACACGUGUGUUUUGAAACACGGUUCCAAAUAUAUCCAUCCCUCAACCCGGAUUCUCGCUAGGAAGAGCCGGAGGGAGAUCGUCAGUGUCUAAAGAAAUCUGAUUUUACUGUUUUAUGAACAUUAGCUGCGGCAGAAGUGUUGCUAUAGAUUGCUUUAUAACGGUUCAGCAAGAAGGGAGAUUUUCCAGCUUGCAGGACCCAGGAAACUGGAUACUUUAAGUCACUUAAAUGUUUUAACAGCACUGGAAAAUGGGAGCUGCUACUAAGUUGGCGUUCGCUGUUUUUCUUAUCUCUUGUUCUUCAGGUGCCAUACUUGGCAGAUCAGAAACACAAGAGUGUAUCUACUACAACGCUAAUUGGGAGAAAGAUAAAACAAAUCGCAGUGGUAUCGAACCUUGUUAUGGUGAUAAAGAUAAAAGACGACACUGUUUUGCUACAUGGAAGAAUACUUCUGGAUCAAUUGAAAUUGUGAAACAGGGUUGCUGGCUAGAUGACAUCAAUUGUUAUGACAGGAAUGACUGCAUAGAGAAGAAAGACAGCCCUGAAGUAUUUUUCUGUUGUUGUGAAGGCAACAUGUGUAAUGAACGCUUUUUCUAUUUUCCAGAAAUGGAGGUCACACAACCAACUUCCAAUCCUGUUACACCUAAGCCACCUCUGUUCAAUACCUUGCUUUAUUCAUUGGUGCCUAUAAUGGGAAUCGCAGUGAUUGUGCUCUUUUCAUUUUGGAUGUACAGACAUCACAAGCUAGCAUAUCCUCCGGUACUUGUUCCAACCCAACACGCCUUUCAUAUAAUGAUUGAGGAUCCUGGACCACCACCACCUUCACCGCUGAUGGGUUUGAAGCCGUUGCAGCUACUAGAGAUUAAAGCUAGGGGAAGGUUUGGUUGUGUAUGGAAAGCUCAACUACUAAAUGAGUAUGUUGCGGUCAAAAUAUUCCCUAUUCAGGACAAACAGUCAUGGCAGAACGAAUACGAAAUUUACAGUUUACCUGGGAUGAAGCAUGACAAUAUUUUGCAGUUCAUUGGUGCAGAGAAACGAGGCACUAGCAUUGAUGUCGACCUCUGGUUGAUUACAGCAUUUCAUGAAAAGGGUUCAUUAACAGACUUUCUCAAGGCUAACGUGGUUUCUUGGAACGAGCUAUGUCACAUCGCUCAAACUAUGGCUAGAGGCUUGGCUUACCUUCACGAGGAUAUACCAGGGCUAAAAGAUGGACACAAACCUGCCAUCUCACACAGGGACAUCAAAAGCAAGAACGUGCUGCUGAAAAAUAAUCUUACAGCUUGUAUUGCUGAUUUCGGUCUAGCUUUAAAGUUUGAGGCUGGAAAGUCUGCAGGGGACACCCAUGGACAGGUUGGUACACGAAGGUAUAUGGCUCCCGAGGUACUAGAAGGUGCUAUCAACUUCCAAAGGGAUGCGUUUUUGAGAAUAGAUAUGUAUGCCAUGGGACUGGUCCUCUGGGAACUGGCGUCACGCUGCACCGCCUCGGAUGGCCCAGUAGAUGAGUACAUGUUGCCAUUUGAAGAAGAAAUUGGCCAGCAUCCCUCCCUUGAAGACAUGCAGGAAGUUGUAGUUCAUAAAAAGAAGAGACCUGUUUUAAGAGAGUGUUGGCAAAAACAUUCUGGAAUGGCGAUGCUCUGCGAAACCAUCGAGGAGUGCUGGGAUCACGACGCGGAGGCCAGGCUGUCUGCGGGCUGUGUAGAAGAACGGAUUAUUCAGAUGCAAAAACUAACUAACAUUAUCACGACAGAGGAUAUCGUGACUGUGGUCACAAUGGUGACAAACGUUGACUUUCCUCCCAAAGAAUCCAGUCUAUGAUAGUUGCACUGGUCACGGCGCUGACCGCCAAGGACUCUGCACUGGAGCUGCUCCCGCGGCCGCGGCGUCGCUGGGUUCUGGGGGGAAGGAGGAGCGGUAAGUCUCUGCGGAACGACACCAAGAGGGAUGGUUUGGUUGGUUGGUAUUUUUUUUCCUUUCUUCCUCCCCUUCCUCCUCCCCACCAUGGAUCCGUGAGACUUUUUGCAUUCCCUGCUUCCACCCGAAGGACUGAGAAACGAUAAUGUGCUGUUAAGGAACUUUUACAUGAAGAAUACGGACCUGUACCAGGCUAAUCGAGCGUUUUAAAAACUGACAUCAGAUUUCUUAAUACCUGUCAGAAGAGACUAAUUCCUUAAAUGAACUACUGUUAUUUUUUUUAAAUCAAACAUUUCAUUUCAGAUUUAAAAAAAAAAAGGGUAACUUGUUUUUAUUGCAUUUGCUGUUGUUUAUAAAAAUGACUAUUGUAAUGCCAAUAUGACACAGCUUGUGAAUGUUUAGUGUGCUGCUGUUCAGUGUACAUAAACAAAAGUAAUCAAGUGGGAUAUAGUAAAGAGGCUUCCAAGUAUUACUUAACCUCCCUCAACAAGGUAUACCUCAGUUCCACCUCGCUAAAUUAUGAGAUUGACAACACUAAUGAAAUUGGAAUAAUAAAUCGAUCCAUGUUUUGUAAAUGAUGUAUUUCAAAUUCACUGUGUUAUUUAAAAAGGGUAAGCUACGCUUCAUGCCAACAGUAAAUGGCCAUUCCUAAAGCAGUGUUUUUAGCCUUUUCUUGUACUAGCUUGUUGUGUAUAAAAAAAAAAAAAGUGCUGUUUAUUGAAACAAAAUUUUCCUUCCUGUUUUAGUUUAAAGCUUUUCUCUUUCCUCCAUUUUCCAGAAUAUCUCAUACAUUUAUUUAACUGAAUACUAUUUAGGUUUGCUGUGUCUGAGGAAUAUUUGAGAACUUUAAGCAUGACUUUUUUUUAAUUUUUCUGUGAGCUGUGACACUGGAAAGCUCUGAAUUCUUGUUCUUUUUUUCAAAGAAGUCUUUUUUCCUAUUUAUGUUUGUGACCAGGUCUGCCUAGCGUGUUCUCUGUUUCACUAAACAGGAUGAUGCAGUGGGUUCUGUAUCACUGUUUCAGGAUCACCUCAGGAAGCUCAGUUACCCCCAAUUCCUCGCUCUCUGCUUGGAGAUCUGCAACUUCCCUCGACUUAAAGCUUGGUGCCAUCCUGUCAGAGUCCUCCUUAAUGGCUGCGCCACGCAGGUUCCUCCUAGAACAGAACGGAAAAUUCUAGCCACAGAUUUCAGAUGACAAAUUUCAGGGAUAAUUUAGUUACGCUUACAACUUUGAAAAUAUGCAAGGACUGUUCAGAGGUAACGAAUACCAAUGUCCAUAGCCCAGACUCACAAAAAGAGGAAAACCAUUUUGAAACUGCUUUCACAACAUUCUUUCUGAGUUCAGGGAGUCAUGCCUUAGACUCCAGCUACAAGUGACUGGUAGGUAGGUGCCAAAGUGCUUCUCAGUAGUAGUUCCAGUGUGUUCAUUUGCUGAUCCCUUCCCCCAGAACCAAAUUUUCCAACCCUCUCCAGUACAGAACCACCAGGAGCAUGCUGCGUCUUCUGUUGUUUUCUCUGUUUUUCCACCCUGUGUUCCGUGUCUCAGAAGAAGCUUUUCCUGGUGCAGUCAGGGCCUCGCUGUGAAUGUUACCUUCAAAGCUGCUCUGGACAGCCACAAGAUUCUCGUGGUUUUACAUGUAAACCAACUCCUCCAUCUCUGGGAACAGUGAGAGACCUCAUGGAGAACCAGACCGAGGGCAGCGUGUUCUUGCUGGGGUGGGGAGGGAAGGGCUGGCAGCGAGGGGCUGUAAAGAGGAAGAACUGGAGUUUGUGGCUGUAUUUUUGAUGUGAUGCUUUCAUUUGGCUUCUGUUUUUAAACCCAGGGAUGUGACUUUACGCACACGUCGCUGCCGAGUUCUGAACAAAACACCCAUCCAUGCGUGCUUCAGGAGUUGUAACCCCUUCCCUAGCAAAACUGGUGUAAAUACAGUCGGGUUCCUAAGGAGUUACUCAAGAUCUGAUGCAAAAAUUGGUCAUGUAUAAGAUGUGUAAAUAAAUUUAAAUUUCAGUGGGGUCUGGGGCCUUGCAGAUGGUGCUGAGCCUGGCCUCAGUGAAACCGAGACUCUCUCUCUGUAUUUUAAAUCCACCUGGGGGGAGCUCCAGUUAUUUAAAUAUUGUACCACUCUUAGUUUUCCUGCUUUAUAACAGCGUAAUUUACGUCACUGAAAAGCAUGUUCGCAAUGUAAAUGCUUUUUCAUUGGUGAAAUUCAUGUCCCCAGGGCUGGGGUGGUUCGGUGCUUCUCCUUGGGCUGUGUUUCCCUUCCAGAGUGUUAAAUGUGCUGAGCCCAAAGCUGCCUGAGUUGGCACCACUGGGCAGGAUUGGGUCAGAGCGAUGCAGGGGGCAGGGGGGGAGAUUUGCUGUUUUUUUUCCCAGCAGGCAGCACCCAGUGUCCCUUCCAGUGUCGCCCCUGAGGGUGAGGCCUUUCCUGGGUGGUGCCGUAGCUAAUUGUUGAAGUGGGAGUAAAAGUCCCCCCUGUCCCCCUUCUUUUAGGCAAGGUCUUAAAACAUCAAGUACCAACUGGUGGUGUGCACCCUAAGCUGUAACCAGACAGUACUAACCCUUUCCUCUUCCUCGUAGCAGUUGACAGAAGAAGUCGGGUCACCACUUUGCUCUUUUUCCAGCUUCUAUUUUUUAAGCUUUUUUUAAAAAAAACAAAAACCAUUAGGAACACUUGGUACAAAAUGCAGAAAGCUGCACUCUGCAUCUGUGGGCAAAACGAUUCAAGUAGCAUCCUCGAUGGAACAUCAUUUACCUCAGAUACUCAACCAGCAGUACUUUUUUUUUCUUUUAUUUUUUUAAUGCCGUUUCAGUCCAUACAUUAUUCGUUACCUCUCAAGAUUUUGGUAAGCAAUUAUUUUACCUUUACUCUUUGUAUCUGUCAGUGUUUUGGGCACAGGUUGUUGUACUACUGUCAAAAGGUACUUGCUGUUUUUCUGCAAGUACUAGAAAACAAACCAACCCCCUCGCCCUCAAUAAAGUGAUUGUUAAAUAUUGUACAAAUAAAAAAAUGUAUACUCUUUCUCCCCUAUUCCCCCAGAAAGUUAAAAUAAAAAAUGUGACUACUCUGACUUGCA